UGGAUCGUGUUUAGCCACUCCGCUACAUUGACACUGUUCUGUGAAACUGAUACUUCGUGAAUGUCGUGAUUCGCUUCGAUGAAUCGUCUGGAGUUCCGCUGAACUGUGAAGCCACGUCGCUCAUUGGCCAGUAUUAGUUCCUUUUGACUACUUCGGCUUCUGCUAUUGGCUGAGCCGCAGUCAGCCUGCCCGUGGACCCGCCUUCUCCCAGCAAAACGGACAGAUUCUGAUUGAUAAUUUAAAGGCAGUCUUUCUGUUCAUCCUUCCAGUACGCGUCUCCACCGUUUUUACACAAACUGUUUCAGCCAGCCAGUCUUACCGCACGACCCAAGCGGACACCAAGCGCCCAGCGGUACCGGGUGAAGCCUCGGUGGCGUGAAGGCAGGUGUUGAGGACUGUCCUUCUCUCUCUGCCUCAUUCUGUUGUUCUGAGUCAUGGCGACCUCUCUGCUCAGCAGGCAGCUGGUCCUCUCCCUCCAGCAGAACCUCAGGCUCACUGCACCAGGCUGCAGGUAUGCGAGUAAGGCAGCAGCUAAGACUCAGAUGGAGUUUGAGUACGACGGGCCGUCCAUGAAGACCGAGGUCCCAGGACCCCGUUCCAAGGAGCUGACCAAACAGUUGGGAGAGAUGCAGAAUGUGGGAGCAAUCAAUUUCUUCUGUAACUAUGAGGAGAGCAGAGGAAACUACCUGGUGGACGUGGACGGAAACCGCAUGCUGGACGUCUACACACAGAUCUCCUCUAUUCCUAUAGGAUACAACCAUCCCUCACUCAUUAAAGUGAUGUCCAACCCCAACAAUAUGAGUGCGUUUGUGAACAGGCCAGCUCUGGGGAUCAUGCCACCCGAGAACUUUCCGGAAAAGCUGGCAGAAAGCCUUCUCUCAGUUGCUCCUAGUGGUAUGAGCCGUGUUCAGACCAUGGCCUGUGGAUCCUGCUCCAAUGAGAAUGCAUAUAAGGCCAUGUUCAUCUGGUACAGAAAUAAGGAGAGAGGCCACAACAACCCCUCUGAUGAAGACGUGAGCUCCUGUAUGAUCAACCAGAGUCCUGGCUGUCCAGACGUCAGCAUCCUGUCAUUUAUGGGUGGAUUUCAUGGCAGAACAAUGGGUUGCUUGGCAACAACGCACUCCAAGGCCAUCCACAAGCUGGAUGUGCCGUCAUUUGAUUGGCCGAUCGCUCCCUUCCCUAAACUGAAGUACCCUCUGGAGGAGUUCACACGGGAGAACGCACAGGAAGAGGCCCGCUGCCUGGAGGAGGUGUGUGUGUGUGUGUGUGUGUGUGUGUGUGUUAGGAUUUAUUAUUUUCCUGAGAAUCUACCAAUUUUCCCGGUAUUCCCAUACAAACUGGAAGUGCUAUUUUAAAAGCAUGUAAUACCAGCCCAAAAACAAAUCUGACAUGAUUAUACUACUGUAAAUGGAUAAAUAGACACGUGAUUAUACUACUGUAAAUGGAGAAAUAGACACGUGAUUAUACUACUGUAAAUGGAGAAAUAGACACGUGAUUAUACUACUGUAAAUGGAGAAAUAGACACGUGAUUAUACUACUGUAAAUGGAGAAAUAGACACGUGAUUAUACUACUGUAAAUGGAGAAAUAGACACGUGAUUAUACUACUGUAAAUGGAGAAAUAGACACGUGAUUAUACUACUGUAAAUGGAGAAAUAGACACGUGAUUAUACUACUGUAAAUGGAGAAAUAGACACGUGAUUAUACUACUGUAAAUGGAGAAAUAGACACGUGAUUAUACUACUGUAAAUGGAGAAAUAGACACGUGAUUAUACUACUGUAAAUGGAGAAAUAGACACGUGAUUAUACUACUGUAAAUGGAGAAAUAGACACGUGAUUAUACUACUGUAAAUGGAGAAAUA
Messenger RNA from Oncorhynchus masou masou (cherry salmon), 1860 nucleotides. Its product is annotated as 4-aminobutyrate aminotransferase, mitochondrial-like. Gene Ontology annotation, cellular component: mitochondrion. NCBI's taxonomy places the organism in Eukaryota, Metazoa, Chordata, Actinopteri, Salmoniformes, Salmonidae. Bases 435 to 1355 code for a protein of 306 amino acids. Gene Ontology annotation, biological process: GABA catabolic process. The record is from RefSeq and is a predicted model, not a curated record. The transcript has 11 exons. Gene Ontology annotation, molecular function: pyridoxal phosphate binding.